GUGGCUGAAGAGUCGGGGAACCAGCUUGACGUGCCACAGAGACAGUUCACAGUUGUUGUGUGGUGCUGGGGGUGCUGAGAGAGUCCAGUUCUCCUGUUGCUGUCAUGGGUUUCAGGGAGGUGCUGCUGUCCUUCCUCCUGUUGUCCGUUGGGAGCUGGUGCAGAGGAGCCGUUAUCACAGGGGCUUGUGAGAGAGAUGUGCAGUGUGGUUUUGGCCUUUGCUGUGCUGUCAGUCUAUGGCUGAGGGGUCUGAGGAUGUGUGUCCCAAGAGGUGUGGAAGGGGAUGAGUGCCACCCCUUUAGCCACAAGGUACCCUAUCCAGGGAAAAGGCAACAUCACACCUGCCCCUGUCUCCCCCACUUGGUGUGCACCAGGUAUGCUGACAGCAAGUACAGGUGUACUGAGGACUUCAAAAACAUGGACUUUUAACAGACGAGUAAACGCCCAGAAUGAUGCAAGCACAACAGAAAACAGAGUGGAAAUCCAAACAGCCUGCGGAUCAAAAUUUUCUUCAGUGACUUUAUUCUUUAUUUGUGUACUCUAUGCACUAAAAUGUAUGGGUUCUACUGAUGCACACAACAAGCACAUAAAAAGAAACAGGGAAGUGUAACCAACAAGAGCUACAAUAAACAUGAGACAUCUUUAAUUUAACAAGCCAAAUGUUACCCCGAGAGUUAUUUGUGAACUUUUAGCACAUCUGCUGUUUCUUUCAUGCUCAUUUUAUAUUAAUUUAUCAUGAGACGUGUUCGAGUAUUACUGUCAAUAAACAUAUACAUAAAGUUGUGCUUUAUAGAGGGCUCAGUUAAUAUUGUUACAUAAAACAUUAUGUUCGGUAUGGAAUGGAAAUAUCAACUGGUUUUAAUCAUGGUCUGAUAACGUUCAAAAACAGAAUCUUAGUGCAAAUACUUUCACAAGCAAACUGACCUUGUGCAAUAUAUUUGAUUAGUGCAUACGUGAGUCAAGGUGAAAUUCCCUCAUGUUUAGAUCGUUAGUAGUUCUUUUUUUCUUCUGUCUUAAAUUGAAAUGAUCGUGUCCAGUGUGAAAUCUCGACCUGACACAUGGCCUUUAAAAGCUUUAACAACAAAAAAAUUAAUAACAGGAAAACAUUAAGGGAAAAAGUAGUAUAGAUCACCAGAGAUGCUAUGGACUGGGAGUACCUGUACUCCGGUAUUACCCUGCAGCUGUGAGCUUAUAGGAAAGGGCAUUUCAGAUACAACCUUGAUUAGUUGUAUAUAAGGGCUGGCCUCAGCAACUGGACGUUCACUCAUCUGAGUCUACCUGUAAAGAGCAAC
Messenger RNA from Oreochromis niloticus (Nile tilapia), 1291 nucleotides. RefSeq names its product prokineticin 1 (gene prok1). Gene Ontology annotation, biological process: endothelial cell proliferation. NCBI's taxonomy places the organism in Eukaryota, Metazoa, Chordata, Actinopteri, Cichliformes, Cichlidae. The transcript is spliced from 4 exons. Bases 105 to 428 code for a protein of 107 amino acids. The record is from RefSeq and is a predicted model, not a curated record.